Molecule: messenger RNA, 10350 nt
Organism: Rattus norvegicus (Norway rat)
Lineage: Eukaryota; Metazoa; Chordata; Mammalia; Rodentia; Muridae
Gene: Usp31
Product: ubiquitin specific peptidase 31
Biological process (GO): protein deubiquitination; ubiquitin-dependent protein catabolic process
Cellular component (GO): nucleus
Molecular function (GO): cysteine-type deubiquitinase activity; cysteine-type peptidase activity
Source: RefSeq, marked validated
UCCUCUCUCUUGCUCUUUCCCGGAGCUCUGAGGUGGUGUAGGGCGCAAAGACCCCCUGGCCCGGGUGAGGCGCAGGCGGCGGGAUGCGGCGGCGGCCGUGGCGGAGUCGCGGUCCGGGCGGACUGGCGCGGUGAUGAGCAUCGGCAGCCGCCGCCAUGUCCAAGGUAACGGCGCCCGCGCCCGGGCCCGGGCCGCCGGUGGCGGCGGGCGGGAAGGAGAAGCGCUCGUUCAGCAAGCGGCUGUUCCGGAGCGGCCGCGCGGGGGGCAGCGGCGGCGCUGGGGGCCCGGGGCCGGCCGCGCCCUCGUCGCCGUCGUCGGCACGCUCGGUGGGCAGCUUCAUGAGCCGUGUCCUCAAGACGCUGUCCACGCUCUCGCACCUCAGCUCCGAGGGUGCCGCCCCGGACCGCGGCGGCCUCCGCAGCUGCUUCCCGCCCGGGCCGGCCUCCGCGCCCACGCCGCCGCCGUGCCCGCCGCCGCCUGCCUCGCCCGCGCCUCCCGCCUGCGCCUCGGAGCCGGUGCCCGGCGUGGCGGGGCUCCGCAACCACGGCAACACGUGCUUCAUGAACGCCACGCUGCAAUGCCUCAGUAACACCGAGCUCUUCGCCGAAUACCUGGCACUCGGCCAGUACCGGGCGGGCCGGCCGGAACCGGAGCCGGAGCCGGAGCAGCCGGCGGGCCGAGGCCCGCACGGCCAGGGCGAGGUCACCGAGCAGCUAGCGCACCUGGUGCGGGCGCUCUGGACGCUGGAGUACACCCCGCAGCACAGUCGAGACUUCAAGAGUAUUGUAUCAAAGAACGCGUUGCAGUAUCGAGGAAAUUCCCAACAUGAUGCUCAGGAGUUCCUGCUAUGGCUUUUGGAUCGAGUUCAUGAAGAUCUCAAUCAUGCUGUAAAGCAGAGUGGCCAGCCUCCUCUCAAGCCACCGUCAGAGACAGAUAUGAUGCCUGAGGGACCAUCUUUUCCGGUGUGUAGCACUUUUGUACAGGAGCUUUUUCAAGCCCAGUACAGGUCUUCUUUGACAUGUCCUCAUUGUCAGAAACAGAGCAACACUUUUGACCCUUUCCUGUGCAUUUCUUUGCCAAUUCCUCUACCCCAUACAAGGCCUCUCUAUGUCACUGUAGUGUAUCAAGGGAAAUGUUCCCACUGCAUGAGGAUCGGUGUGGCUGUGCCUCUGUCUGGGACUGUUGCCAGACUUCGGGAAGCUGUGUCUAUGGAGACAAAGAUCCCCACUGAUCAGAUUGUGUUAACAGAAAUGUACUAUGAUGGGUUCCAUCGUUCCUUUAGUGACACAGAUGACCUGGAGACAGUCCAUGAAAGUGAUUGCAUUUUUGCCUUUGAGACUCCAGAAAUAUUUAGGCCUGAAGGAAUUCUCAGUCAAAGAGGCAUUCACUUAAACAACAAUCUAAACCACUUGAAAUUUGGCCUGGAUCAUCAUAGGCUGUCUUCCUCCACACCAACAGCAGCCAAACAAGGGAGAGUAGACUUGCCCAGCAGAGUGGCAAGCGACAAGAUUGUUCUGCUUGUAUGUAACAGGGCCUGCACUGGGCAGCAAGGGAAAAGAUUUGGACUGCCCUUCGUCCUACACCUAGAGAAGACAGUGGCAUGGGAUCUUCUGCAGAAGGAGAUCCUGGAGAAGAUGAAGUAUUUCUUGAGGCCUACUGUCAGCGUCCAGGUGUGCCCAUUCAGUUUGCGUGUGGUCAGUGUUGUGGGAAUAACUUACUUGCUGCCUCAGGAAGAACAGCCCUUGUGCCACCCGACAGUAGAAAGGGCAUUAAAGUCCUGUGGACCAGGCGGCACAGCUCAUGUGAAACUGGUAGUAGAGUGGGACAAGGAGACCAAAGAUUUCUUGUUUGUAAACACAGAAGAUGAGUAUAUCCCUGAUGCAGAGAGUGUCCGUCUGCAGAAGGAGCAGCAUCAUCAACCACAGACCUGCACUUUAUCACAGUGUUUCCAACUCUACACCAAAGAGGAACGGCUUGCUCCAGAUGAUGCCUGGCGGUGCCCACACUGCAAGCAGCUGCAGCAGGGGAGCAUCACAUUAAGCCUGUGGACUCUGCCUGAUGUGCUUAUCAUACACCUUAAGAGAUUCCGCCAGGAAGGAGACAGGCGUAUGAAACUUCAGAACAUGGUCAAGUUCCCCUUGACUGGCCUGGACAUGACACCUCAUGUAGUUAAGAGAAGCCAGAGCAGCUGGAGCUUGCCAUCUCAUUGGUCCCCAUGGAGACGGCCCUAUGGACUCGGGAGGGACCCUGAGGACUACAUCUAUGACCUGUAUGCUGUGUGCAAUCAUCAUGGCACCAUGCAAGGGGGGCACUACACAGCAUACUGUAAGAACUCCGUGGAUGGUCUCUGGUAUUGCUUCGAUGACAGUGAUGUGCAGCAGCUGUCAGAAGAUGAGGUGUGCACGCAGACAGCUUACAUCCUUUUCUACCAGAGGCGGACAGCUAUCCCAUCAUGGUCAGCCAAUAGCUCCGUGGCAGGUUCCACAAGUUCUUCUCUGUGUGAGCACUGGGUGAGCCGGCUCCCAGGAAGCAAGCAAGCCAGUGUGACUUCUGCAGCUUCCUCCAGACGCACAUCCUUGGCCUCACUGUCUGAGUCUGUGGAGAUGACAGGGGAGAGGAGUGAAGACGAUGGAGGCUUUUCUACUCGACCAUUCGUGAGAAGUGUGCAGCGUCAAAGCUUGUCAUCCAGAUCUUCUGUCACCAGCCCCUUAGCUGUCAAUGAAAACUGCAUGCGGCCUUCUUGGUCCCUGUCUGCCAAGCUGCAGAUGCGCUCCAAUUCUCCCUCCCGCUUCUCAGGGGACUCCCCAAUCCAUGGGUCUGCCUCCACUCUUGAAAGGAUUGGAGAGGCAGGUGAUGACAAAGUGUCCAUCUCUUGCUUUGGUAGUCUGCGGAACCUUUCUGGUAGCCACCAGGAACCAAGUGAUAGUCACAGUAGACGAGAGCACAAGGCUGCGGGCCGGGCCCCACUGGCUGUCAUGGAAGGUGUGUUCAAAGAUGACUCAGACUCUGGAAAAUUGAACUCCAGUGUUGUAGACACACCAAGCAAAAACCGAGCACAAGGGGAUCAUUUGCCCCCAGUCUCUGAUCCUUUUGAUAAUAAUAACCAGAUUGCUUAUGUGGACCAGAGUGAUUCUGUUGACAGCUCUCCAGUCAAAGAGGUGAAAUCUCCAAGCCACUCAGAUUCCCUCACAAAGAAGCCAGAGAGCACAACCAAGAGAUCCCCUAGUUCCAAAGGCGCUUCUGAACCAGAGAAGAGCAUGCGGAAGGGAAGGCCGGCCUUGGCUAGCCAGGAAUCGUCUCUUUCAAGUCCAUCCCCUUCUUCUCCUGUUCCUGUGAAGGUUUCCAUGAAACCUGCCCGCUGUCGGAGCAAAGCAGAUUCUUCCAGGACAAGUGGAAGGCAUUCGUCCUCUGCCUCUACCCAACCCAAAAAAGAAUCAUCCCCCAGGUCCCAGGAAUCCAUGUCAUCUCCUUCACCACAGAAGCAAAAGUCUGCUUCUGCCUUUACUUACUCCUCCUCUUCCAUAUCUGCCAAAACAGCCCCAGGCCCUGCCACCAGGGGCCCCCUCCCUUCUGGGAAGAGCAGGACUUCCGACCGGAGCUUGAGUAGACAGGGUUCCAGACAAAGCUUAGGCUCUGACAGAGCCAGUGUCACCUCCACCUCCACCUCCAAACCCAGCUCCCCUCGGGUGAAUCAGGCCAGAGCAGGGGAUAGCAGAGUUGAUGGCAAACAUGUCCGGAGCUCCUCCAUGGCCAGCCUGCGCUCACCUAGCACAAGUGUACGCUCUGGGUUGAAGAGGGACAGCAAGUCUGAGGAUAAGGGACUGUCCUUCUUUAAGUCAGCCUUGAGACAGAAAGAAACCCGGCGGUCAACUGAUCUUGGCAAGACAACCUUGCUAUCCAAAAAGGCUGGUGGGAGCUCUGUCAAGUCAGUCAGUAAGAACACUGCAGAUGACAAGGCAGAGAAAGGCCAUCAACCCCCGGGCUCACAGCAGCCAAACACAAAUACAACUGGAAAGGAACAGCUUGUCUCUAAGGACCCUGCUUCUGCUAAACAUUCCUUGCUAUCUGCUCGCAGAUCCAAGUCUUCCCAGGUAGAUUCCGGAGCUCCCUUGUCUCCCAGUAGCAGGUCGACCACUGAGAAAGGCUCCAAAAAGCUGUCUUCUAGCAUGCAAACCUCUGCACGGCCUUCUCACAAACCUCAGUGAUCUUCUGCAGUCGGGUGUUUUAUCUGUACAGAUGUUUAUUUAUUUAGAACCCCCUCCCACACCAAAGCCCUCUAUGCUUUUAUUUUGUAUUUUUGGGGUCAUGUGCCUGACUAUGAGAGUAUGAAUGUGUGUGUGUAACUCAAAUUGUUAAAAGUGUCGCCUUAUUCUGCCAUUGACCAAAUAACAGCCAUAGGCAAAGCAUUGAUACCAAGCUAACUGGAAUAAUUGUAGAAAAUAAUCUGGAUAGUCCCUUUAGCAAUCGUACCUAUUUCUUUCUAGUGAACUCUAAUGACUUCAUUGGACACUAGGAUUUGGAAACCUAUUAACCAAUUAAGCUAUCAGUGUAUAGACAGGUGAACUAUUAGACUUGGGUUUCAUCUGAGCAGAAUUUAUUUUCUUGUGGAUUGUUGAGUGGCAUCAGGAUCUUAAAGAAACAAACAAAAACUGAUGCUAACAACAAAUAAACUGAGGGAAAACUUGCUUUCUGCACUUUGGCCCCAUCUCCCAGUCUUUGUAAGGGCAAUAUCUUAACUAAUGUUUCUCAGGUAUAUAUACUCAGCUAGUCUAGGGUGGGUGCACAUUACUAAUAAAUGGGUUCAGGAGGAAGGUGACAUGGGGGUGCUGACUGUGUCCUGCUGCCACAGGUAGAAGCUUUACAGGUAGGCACAAACCUUUGCUACUUUCAUAUCUGAAGUGAUAGCCUGUCUUGACUCCUUGUAUAUGUUCUAAGAGCUGACAAAUUCUGAAUUGUCAGAAAGCCAGUCACUAAUUUUUUUUCAUUCUCAUUUUGCUAACCAUUGGAAUUUCGAAGUGUAGCAGAAUAGUUAAUGCUGUUGAAAGAUUCCCAGAGAAAAACAUUUUAUUCCAAACUGAAGCCCGAGUUGAUACCAUUUUCCUUUCUUGAUGCUGCUUAUUUCUGUUAGAAAUUGAUGCUCUCAUACUGCCCCUUGUGUGUGUGUUCACUGCCUUGUCUUAUUGCUUAGAAAAGAAAGACAUUGCCUCUUGCCGAGAGCCACUGAUGGUAUGUUGAUGUGAGGUAAGGCGGAGCCCUGUGCAUGCACUGAGGAUCCUGGUGUCAGUCUUCCUUUCGACUUCUCUUGAGUAGCGUAUUUAUGUCUACUCUGUUCUGAAGAGGUAAUCUCUGACCCAGAAUUCAGAAGCAGAGUCUGGCAUAUGCUCGCCCUGGCAUGUAGUUGCAAAUCGCAUUCUUAUAUAUGAAAAGGGGAACCUCACUGAAUUCUCACAGAUAAAGAAAAUAGCUUUCCAAGACUUGUAGAAAUCUCUUAGAAAUACUUUGCAGCUCAGUUUUUUAGUAUCCUCUUUGUUUAUUUAUUUUUUUAAUAUCAAGAAAAUCAUGAUUGUGAUUCUCAGAAUAGCAUUUGUCAUUUUGUCAUUAGAUAUAACUCAUUGAGUUUAUAGUUAUUAAAUUCUAAAGCUCAUGGUUUCCAGGCUUCCCUCUUCAGUAAUUCUGUGAAGUGACUGCAGUGUGUAUGUGCAUGCAGUUUUGAUUUCUACACUGUCCUUCUGUCCUCCUUUUUUUUUUUAGGAAUACCUCUUGGGAAAUAUUUCCAGUAGGUUUAAGUUUAUUUUGCUGCUAAUGGGACAUUAGCUGGUAGCUUGCAGGUUGAGGGUGGAAUUUUCAGCUCUUGUGGUAUUUGAGGCUUAGUUGUUUAGCCUUAUGCACAUUACCACAAUGCUCUCUACCCAAUCCAGUGUCUGUGAGCCAGUACCCACGACACUCAGUCCUGUACUGGCUGCUUUUAUACUCCCCCACCCCACAACCCCCAAGCCCCAUUGUGGCUUCCCAAAGCAUCAAAGCUCUCUCUCUGUCUUGCCUUGGUGUAACUGAGAUGACAGCUACCUUGGAGUCAUGAUGUAUUCAGUGGCACAAGGUGAGCCCCAUCAGAGUUUAGCCACCAAUCUUGUUUUAUUUUAUUUUAUUUUUUCCUGAAAAAGCACCAAGUGUUGAGACCAUCAGUAUCAGGAAUUGAGCAUUUAUGUGAUUUGAGCCUCUGAAACAGUCUUAGAAUUACAGUGUGAUAAGACAAAGGAUUUUAAUAACAAGCUGUUUUGCCAUAAUUAAGACGAAUAGAAACUAGCUUAAUUUUCACAGCACUACAUCGUUUUAUUCUUGAAUGCAGUAGGAAUGGAUCCUUCCUUCCCUGCAUAUCCUGUUUUUUAAAACAAAACAAAACAAAAAUCCUCUACUGGUCUUUACUUUUCCAUGGGAUAUAGAAAUACAUUUUCUAUAAUAUAAUAAAUCUAAAAGCUACAUGCAUAUGGAGUUUAGUGCUUCAUAUUUAAUUCAGUAGAAAAAAUCAGGAAGUGUCAUUGCAUUGUCUAGGCUGUGAAGCUUGUGUGAGGUUGGAAAAUGGUAAAAUCUAAUUCCUGACUGCUGGGAUAUAUAUUUAAGACACAGAAAAUACUACUUUGAAGUGCAGCCUGCAGUGAAAUAACGUAUGAGAAUAUUAUCACUUGGUUCAUUCAGUUCUGUGGCAGGAUUAGGGACUUGGUUAUUAAAAUCUUUCUCUCAGUGAUUUGGGCAGUGAACAUGUGUACUUUGGGGGCAAACUCAGAUGGUAGGCCUGAGUUUCUGCUUAGCCUGUUAGGGCAAUCAUUCCCAGGAGGCACACAGCACCAACCAACAGUGUGAUACAUUGGUAAUGUUUUGCUGUUAAAUAAAAAUCCUUUGUUCUUGCUCUCUUUUCCUGUAAACAUUGUGUGCACGAAGCUGCACCAUUCCUUAAGUCACCCUUCCACCCAGCCUUCACAACUCCUCAGAUGAUGUGGAAGCAUGAAGCUCAUACGCUCCUGUCACUUAGGACCCUGGCCAACCUCAUUUGUGUUUUCUCAUGCUGCAAUGAAAGUCCGCUUAAGAGUCAGUAGUGCUGUGCAGAUCUGUGGAGCAGUGUGGGAUAGCUGUGUGGUGCCACAGUUGUGCAGCGAUAAGGUCGCCCUGAACGCAUGGAAUCCUUCUUUAGUCAUUCGUUCAUUUGGGCCUGCUUUGCAUGUAGAGUCAAGCAGGAAGCUUCAGCAGUAGCUGUGGCUGUAGCUUGUUCAUCACUGGUUCAGACCAAACUGUCUGCUUCCCAGCAGAACUGACCCGCUAUGUAUGAGAUGGAUGUGGAGUUAUUGAGGGCUGGGAGGCAUUGUCAAUCCCUCUAAAUUAACUAUCAUAAAACUAACAGGAUUGGUAUGAAAAGGGAACAGUAGUGGCAGCUUAAGGGAAUACGUAUUAAAGAGUUAUGAAGAAAGCUCAUUUCAAGUAUCCUCUUGGAGUAGAUGGACAUGCGAUACCACGUUUCAUUUUGACAGAUCACUAAGUAGCUGAAGUUAGUUUCCUCUGGAGAUUGCCUUUGAAUACAAAGACAGUGUUCUGGGUCGGAUUUUGAGCUAGGUUGGAAAUCAUAAGCACAGUUUCCUUAAAACACAUUUUGGAGGUGCAUUGAUGCUUGUAUUUUGGGGUUGAAAACGGCAAAAUUUACUGACAAACCAGUGCGUACUAUAAAAACAAUUUAGCUGCUAGUGUGCAGGCUGCUUUUGCUGUGGUUUUCAAAAGGGUUCAGUGCUGUUUAACCUGACUACACCUUUCAGGUGGGACAUGAUGCUUUUAUUUCACUGACUGCUCAGCGUCCCAUGCUGCCUUUUGAUCAGACCCCACGCUGUUUUUGCAGCUGCCUUUUGAGCAUGACCAAUCAUUUUUACUCCUGAGUAAGGAAAACGAUUGUGCAUGCCCACCGUCCAGCUCAGAAAGCAUGCUCAUACUACCUGUGCAAGCAGCUGGUCAAAAAGACACAGAGAACUACACUCAACGUUGGGUCAACUCUUAGGUUCCGGAGUUGUAUUUUUGAGUUUUAAAAUGUGGCUUCAUCAUCAGCGUGGAUGUGAGUUCAGGUUGCAUCUGUUUCUUUGCUAAUCUCCUUGGUCCUUGCUGAGACUGUGUAUAAAAGAGUAUUUUGCAAGCGGGAGUGGAUUGGACAUGUUGAACAUACACUGGUGUAUAUACUGUAUUUAGCCUGAAGACUUUCCUAAAGUAUUUUGUUCUAAGAAAUAACCUGCCAUUUUCUAUAGAUUUUACUUUUUUAUAUCUUCUAAUCUUCUUUCAUCAUCACAUGGAGAGAUGUGGCUUUACCCAGUGCUAACCAUUUGUAAGUGCUUUUGUAGAGACUUGGAGCUGCUAAGGAAGAUUUUGGAGCUUCCUACCUACUGGUGUCAGUAAGAUGAAGCAUGUGGAAUGUAUGAUAGUGUUGUACAGUGGACUCGGGUUUAGAUCCAUUUCAUGUUUAUUUAAAAUCAUUGUUUGCCAUGGGGCACAAGUAGGGGCAGGGACAGGAGCUUCACAGCAUAUGUAAGAGGUGUCUUCAAAUCUCAAUAGACUCUUCCCGGGCCUAUUCUGGAGGGUUCACCUGAGGUCACUAGUAUCACCAAGGGACUUGGAAUGCCUGGGCAGCUCCCAGGCUUUUGAUGCCAAUUAGCACUGCCUGGAUUCUGUGACUUUCCUUUCUUGUUUGCAGUCAGAAGUGAAGGAUUUGGUACACCAUCUUUUUGCCAACAGUUUAUGGCGAGAAUCAUCACUGCCAUGGAGGGUACUCAGGAAGAACUCCAAUUGUUCUGGACAAGAAAAUUAAAAGGUGUCCAUCCUUGGCUUGGAAUCGUGUGUGUGUGUGUGUGUGUGUGUGUGUGUGUGUGUGUGUGUGUGUGUGUGUGUGUGUGUGUGUGUGUUAGGGGGCUUUCUGACUUCAAGGCUUGAUUUAGAAAUGUGAAGUGUUUUAUGCUUGGUGUGUCUAGGGAUUGUUCUUAUUUGCUGGUGGCAGGCAGAGUGCCCUGAGGGGUCUGAAUUAUUUCCCAGAGCCUCUCUCCAGAUUCUACUGUGGGGCAGAGACCGACCUGUGCAGGAGAGGGAAGUCACUCCAGGUUAAAAAAUGUGGUAGAGGGGUUGGGGAUUUAGCUCAGUGGUAGAGUGCUUGCCUAGCAAGCGCAAGGCCCUGGGUUUGGUCCCCAGCUCCGAAAAAAAGAAAAAAGGAAAAAAAAAAAUGUGGUAGAAGACAGUAGAAAGUUUCCUGCCUAGCCUCGCAAACCCUGCCCUGCUUCUGACAGCGCGGCUGUAAACCACAGGUAGCACUGGGCCUCCCGCUCAGGUUCACUCCCCUCUAGGUCUUUCCUACUUGGAACAUAGUUUUUGGAAUCCUUUAUAGUUUGAAAACAAAUGUGAAACAUUUUAUUCAAAUUAUUUUGGAGCCCUUGUUGAUGUUUUUUCAUGUAAAAAAAAAUCAUGUAAUACCAGGAAUUUGGUAGUGUAUGUUACUUACAGAGGCACAUGAGGUUUGGUUUCGAUCUGUGGUGAGCCAGGUGCGCUGUACAUCUUCGAGUGCUCCACUGCUGUGUGCCCUCAUCAUUGAGCAUCAGGCUGCCGACAGAGUUCAUCUGACAUGGCCCAUAUGUUAAGGCUAUCAGGAAAACAUCAGAGCUGGGACAGCUUUGGCACAGCCUCCCAGAGUCGAGCUCUCUGCUGCUAUGAACUCUGCAGCGUGAACUUUGCUAGGUGCUAUUCCAGACUGGGGGACUGUGUUUCUGUGCUUGUAGUUCUGUUGGUUUUUCCUGUAGGCAUUUAUGUUCUGUGUAGGUCUGCUCACCAACUGUGCCUCUCACCACUGGUUAAAAUUGAGUUCAGGCCCCAUUACCAAAAUGUGUUGUGUUUUGUUUUUUGUUUUGUCUUGUUUUGAUUCUCUUGUGUUUUUGCACCAGCGUGUAUUUCUCUCGUCUUAAAAGCUGCAUGUCAUAUCACUGUACACAAAAUGCUUUGGUGUCUGUCAUUCAUGAGCCAUCAUUAGUGAGCUCUGUAUAAAUUUAAUUUUGCAGUAAAAGGACGGCAGAGUAUCCUUCCUGCAGGCUGGAAGAAAGUGUAUCCUGCAUUUUAAAUUAUGUUAGGCCAAGUGCAUGAGGUGUGUCACUGCCUUCUGUUUAUUUAUUUGUAUAUUUUAUUAUUCAAGGUGUACGCACUUUUAAGAAGCAGAAUUUAUAUUUUUAUGUUGAAAACGUUUUAUUUCUGAGACAGCAGUUGGUUGUAUAGUAUACAGUUGGAAUUAAGAGAAAACUGGAAAAUGUAACAAAACAUAAUAAAUUUAUUACAUGAUGCCUUCUUCAA